Messenger RNA from Nelumbo nucifera (sacred lotus), 2941 nucleotides. NCBI's taxonomy places the organism in Eukaryota, Viridiplantae, Streptophyta, Magnoliopsida, Proteales, Nelumbonaceae. The record is from RefSeq and is a predicted model, not a curated record.
UGACUUGCAUAAGCAAGUAUGAUACUGUAACUAUGGCCAGUGUGUCUGUAUCUAUCAGAAAAAGUGGCUCUGUGCAGCUUCAGUCCAUGUCUUCUCUGCAUUUCAUCCUGCUCAUCCCUCUAUUCUGUUUCAUCUCUAACAUCUCUUCCGUCCAAUCCCGAAUCAACGUAUGGCCAAAACCCCGUAACCUCUCCUGGCUCCACCCACAAGCAACCCUCCUCUCUCCAAGUUUCAGAAUCAUUUCUCCCAAACAUCGAUAUCUCACCCCCGCCGUUGACCGUUAUCGCCAUCUCGUCCUCUCUGAACGCCACCGCUCGAUCGUCUCCCCCGUCGUUAACCUCACGUUCACUCAUCCCUUACAGGCCGUCAAACUCACCGUCACGGACCUGAAAACCCCUCUCCAACAUGGCGUAGACGAAUCCUACACCCUCACCAUCCCCACCGUCGGAGCGGCCAAUCUGACGGCGCGGACGGUGUGGGGAGCCAUGAGGGGCCUCGAGACGUUCUCGCAACUCGUUUGGGGUGACCCGCCCUGUGUCCCGACGGGUUUGUCCAUUUACGACUCGCCGAUCUUUGGGCACAGAGGGGUGAUGCUUGAUACCUCCAGGAACUAUUACGGAGUGGAACAUAUACUGAGGACUAUUAGAGCAAUGAGUGCCAACAAACUUAAUGUAUUCCAUUGGCACAUCACGGAUUCACACUCCUUCCCUUUGGUGUUGCCAUCGGAGCCGGAGCUCGCCCGGAAAGGGUCGUAUGGACCGGACAUGCAGUACUCACCGGCGGACGUUAAGCGGAUUGUUGAGUACGGUUUCAGGCAUGGUGUUAGGGUUUUGCCGGAAAUCGAUGCCCCUGGGCACACUGGAUCAUGGGUUGAAGCUUACCCAGAAAUUGUCACAUGUGCGAAUAUGUUCUGGUGGCCGGAUGGGACAGACUGGGCUGACAGGUUUGCAUCGGAGCCAGGAACGGGUCACUUGAACCCCUUGAAUCCCAAGACCUAUGAAGUUCUCCAUAAUGUCAUUCAUGAUGUUGCCUCAUUAUUUCCAGAACCUUUUUACCAUGCGGGUGCUGAUGAAAUCAUCCCUGGUUGUUGGAGGGCUGAUAAGAAAAUCCAAGCCUUCCUUUCUAAUGGUGGGACUCUUAGUCAGCUUCUAGAAACAUUCAUUAAUUCCACUUUUCCUUUCAUUGUUUCCCUCAAUCGUACAGUUGUGUAUUGGGAGGAUGUCCUAUUAGAUGAUAAUGUUAAGGUGAACCCCUCAAUUCUCUCCCCAGAGAAGACUAUUUUGCACACAUGGAACAAUGGCCCCAACAAUACCAAGCGUAUUGUGUCUGCUGGAUAUCGGGUGGUUGUGUCAUCAUCAGAUUUCUAUUACUUAGAUUGUGGGCAUGGUAAUUUUCUUGGGAAUGACAGUCGAUUUGACCGGCAGAUAAGUGAUGAGCCGGGAAAACCAUUUAAUUAUGAUGGUGGUGAAGGUGGCUCAUGGUGUGGACCAUUCAAGACAUGGCAAAGGAUUUAUGAUUAUGAUAUAACAUAUGGGCUGACUGAGGAAGAGGCAAGGCUAGUUUUAGGAGGUGAGGUGGCACUUUGGUCGGAACAAGCAGAUCCAACAGUAUUGGAUGCUCGGAUAUGGCCUAGGGCUUCGGCAAUGGCAGAGACUUUAUGGUCAGGGAAUCGGGAUGAGACAGGGAAGAAGCGAUAUGCAGAGGCCACUGAUAGAUUGAAUGAGUGGCGUUAUAGAAUGGUUUCUAGGGGAAUUGGAGCUGAACCAAUGCAACCCCUUUGGUGUGUUACACACCCAGGCAUGUGCAACAUGGUUCAAUGACUUUAUCAACAACAAUUCAACAGAAAGAUAUCUUUUUUGUAUGAAUAGGGAAUUAGCGAUAAUGGAAAAUAAACUAAGAUAUCUUCUUUUGAAUGGGGAUAAUGGAAAAUAAACUGAGUUGUAAUAGCUGUUACUUGUUUGAGUUCAAUGAAUUCUGCAAAAGGCUGGCCUUCGCUUAUUUGUUCUGUUACACUAUAAAACUGAGCUUGCUUUCCCUCAAGAAUUUGUUACUUUCCAUCAGGCUUCAGGUUUAAAACCAAUGAAAGGAAGCUCAGAUGAAAUAAUAGGAAGCUUUAGUCAUCAUAGCUCAAGAGCUCUCAAGACCCCCACAAAGUGUGCUGGUUCUAUAGCACAUACACCAAAGUGAUCAAAGAGUGACACAUGGAGGCCAGAGAUCAAAGAAACUGUAAUGGAAGUUGAGGAGCAUCCCUGAUAUCUUCUCGGCCUUGUAGGUCUUCAGGCAGCAAUUAAUCAGUCAUGAGCCUAUGAUGCUUCAUAUUAAGAACUAAAAGCAACGUUGGUAUGGAAGACCUUUUGGUAGACCAUGUGAGAGACUCCUAAGGUGAAAUCAUUUUGAUGGUUUCUGGACUGCAUGCUUUCGAAUCCAGAAGCAAAUUGACUGAUGGAGAAAAGAGGAGGUUGUACAGUUGUAUCUGUGUUUCCAAACACCAAACGUAAGCUUCAGUCCACAAGAUCAAGAUCAUGGGAUUUUCUGGGAAUGCUUCAAACAGUAAAGAGGAACAAUGAAAUUGAGAGUAGGUGCAAGGUCCUACCAUAUUGGAGUCAAAAUUCCCAACCAAUCUCUAGCAGAUAUCGAUGGGCAUGGAACACAUCUACUGUUGCAGGUUCACCAGCCAACCCUGCCGGCCUCUGUCGAUGGGCAAGGAGCAUACACAAGCUCAACUUGGUGUAAUAGCAAUGGUGUCAUUGUAUUCCCUCAUAGCCAGGUGGACUCCAUUAAAAUGGAGUAUCACCAGUGGCACAUUCCCCUCUCUCUCUCUCUCUCUCCUCCCCCAACUUCCCCUCACUCUUUCUUUUUUACUCUUCCUCCUCUUCUUGGUUUUAGAACCACAAGUGCACCAGGACAUCAGGAUCGUGAAUGACACAACCUAAUUUGCUCA